AUGGAGGGUCACUCCGAGAAGGACGUGGGUCCACCCCGCACAAAUGACCCCGAAUUUGACGAAAUAAAUUCGGCAUUGACAGCUGAAGAGAAGAGGCUUGAGCGAGUGUUGAUUCGGAAGAUUGAUUUACAUAUCCUUCCGUUUGUCGUGUUACUGUACCUGUUCAGCUUUCUCGACCGAGUGAACAUUGGUAAUGCCCGCUUGUAUGGUCUCGAGGAAGACCUGGGCCUAGUCGGCGACCAAUACCAAAUUGCUGUUUCCAUUCUCUUUGUGACAUAUUGUUUCUUCGAAGUACCAUCAAAUCUGGUGAUCAAAAAAUUGAAACCAUCUCGGUACCUCGCAACCAUUUCUGUAUUGUGGGGCAUCAUCGCCACCCUCACAGGAAUCACCCAGAGCUAUGGCGGCCUUCUUGCAUGCCGUGUAUUGCUCGGAAUCGUGGAAGCAGGACUCUUCCCAGGAUUCUUAACCUACCUCACCAUCUUCUACAACAAACGUGAGAUCGCCCUGCGAACUGGCUAUCUGUUCAGCAGUGCCGCUGUCGCCGGUGCCUUUGGCGGCCUCCUGGCCUACGGCAUAGGAUUCAUGGACGGUAUCUGUGGGCUGCGCGGAUGGCGCUGGAUCAUGAUCAUCGAAGGAAUACCGACUGUGAUACUCGGCAUAGUCACAUGGUUUUUCCUAGCAGACGACCCGGAUACAGCAUACUAUCUCAACAAAGAAGAGCGGGUGCUUGUGGUGCGCCUCCGCAGCCGAUACGUUGGUCAAACGGAAUCUGCACAGAAAUUCCACUGGGCCGAUGUGAAGGAGGGUGCGCUCGAUUGGAAGAUCUAUGCUUUUUGCAUUGGACAAUUUGGUGUUGAUACUAUGCUGUACGGGUAUAGCACUUUCCUACCUACUAUCAUCGAGGGGAUGGGCGAUUGGUCUGUUCCACAGGUCCAGGCGCUGACGAUCCCUUGCUACGGGCUGGGCGCUAUUGCUUAUCUUUCUGUGGCUUGGUUGAGCGAUAGAACACAGCACCGUGCGUUUUUUACCUGCCUUUUCAGUGCAAUCUCCGUGAUCGGAUAUGGGAUUCUUAUUACGAACUCAUCUUCUGGUGUUCAUUAUUUCGGUGCUUUGAUGGUUGCAUUGGGUCUGUAUGUCGCGGUUGGGCUACCGCUUGCCUGGCUACCUACUAAUUUGCCUCGAUAUGGUAAGCGCACUUUUGCCACGGGCUUGCAGCUCACUUUUGGUAACAUCAGUGGUGUCAUGUCGCCAUUUUUGUACAAGAACUCCGAGGGGCCACGAUUUGUUAGAGGAAAUGCUGUUACGCUGGCUCUGGUAGGCUUCGCGGGCAUUUUAUAUAGUGUUAUGUGGGGUUGCCUUCGUCUCAUCAAUAAGCGCCGUGCAAAGGGAUUCGAGGAUGAAAAAGUCGCUGGCCUGUCGGAGGAGGAAAUUGAGGAGCUCGGAGACCGAAACCCUCGGUUCCACUACAGCACUUGA
Penicillium odoratum is the source of this 1476-nucleotide messenger RNA. RefSeq names its product putative MFS transporter. Gene Ontology annotation, biological process: transmembrane transport. The record is from RefSeq and is a predicted model, not a curated record. Lineage: Eukaryota; Fungi; Ascomycota; Eurotiomycetes; Eurotiales; Aspergillaceae. Gene Ontology annotation, molecular function: transmembrane transporter activity. The transcript has 3 exons. Gene Ontology annotation, cellular component: membrane. Bases 1 to 1476 code for a protein of 491 amino acids.